Molecule: messenger RNA, 2610 nt
Organism: Pantherophis guttatus
Lineage: Eukaryota; Metazoa; Chordata; Lepidosauria; Squamata; Colubridae
Gene: FHL1
Product: four and a half LIM domains 1
Biological process (GO): muscle organ development
Molecular function (GO): transmembrane transporter binding
Source: RefSeq, a predicted model, not a curated record
AUGCUGGUGAUCUGAGUGGGAGGUCACUCCACAGCUCUCUUCUCUCGAUCCAGUCCGGCCACAGGUCGAUUCACCCUUCCACCAGCAUGGCUUACCACCGGCACUCAGGUCCCAGCAGCUACACCGUGGGCACCAUGUCCGAGCGUUUUGACUGCCACUAUUGUCGCGCCGCACUGCACGGGAAGAAAUAUGUGCAGAAGGAAGGACGCCAUUGCUGUGUCAAGUGCUUUGAGAAGUUCUGCGCCAACACCUGUGCCGAGUGCCGGAAGCCCAUUGGGGCCGAUUCCAAGGAGCUGCACUUCAAGAACCGCUACUGGCAUGACAACUGUUUCCGCUGCUUCAAGUGUUACACAUCCCUGGUGAACGAGCCCUUCAUGCUGAAGGAGAACAACAAGGUGUGGUGUAACAAAUGCACCACCAACGAGGAUGCUCCUAAAUGCAAAGGCUGCCUGAAGCCCAUUGUGGCAGGUGAUCAGAACGUGGAAUACAAGAAGACCGUCUGGCACAAGGAAUGCUUCCUUUGCAGCCAGUGCAAGCAAGUGAUUGGCACUGCCAGCUUCUUUCCCAAAGGAGACGAGAUCUAUUGCGUUUCCUGCCACGAACAUAAGUUUGCCAAGAAUUGCGUGAAGUGCAAGAAUGCCAUCACUUCCGGAGGCGUCUCCUACCAAGAUCAGCCUUACCACGCUGAGUGCUUUGUGUGCGCCACUUGCACCAAGAAGCUGGGUGGACAACGCUUCACCGCGGUGGAAGACCUGUUCUACUGCGUGGACUGCUACAAAUCUUUCGUGGCUAAGAAAUGCAAUGGUUGCAGGAACCCCAUUACAGGCUUUGGAAAAGGCACCAACGUGGUGAGCCAUGAAGGCCACUCCUGGCACGAGUACUGCUUCAACUGCAAGAAGUGCUCCAUCCCCUUGGCCAACAAGCCUUUUGUCUUCCACCUGGAGCAAGUCUACUGCCCCAACUGUGCCAAGAAGCUGUAAGGGAGGAAGGCCAAGCGAAGAGCAGAAGCAGGAACCGCUCAGCUCUUUCCUGCACAGCAGCUUGGAGAUCCCCUUCAGCUUGCAAGUGGCCUGGCUGUAGGCAUUUGCAUUGUAGCUUCCCUCCUCCUCCCCAAGCCCACCCCUCUUUUUUUGCUUUUUGAAAGGAUGUUAAGGCUCUUCUCCUCCCCCCUUCCUCUUUCCCCUCCCAAUUCCCUCCGCGGGUCAUGUCCAAUAAAGGGUUGACUAGCUGCAUCCUUGAGCUCUGCUCUCUUGCCCUCUGUGUAGAGGGGCGGGCUACAUCUUACACAUCCCACGUAGAGUCGCUCCUGGCUUUGUGCAUCUGCCGUUUAGGGGGGCUAGCAGCUCAGCAAGGGUGAAUUCACAUGGCUGCUUUUUUCAAAGCAAUUCCCCAUCUCCUUCUUCCUGGGGUACACCCCGUUUGCAAAGCCACAGAAAACAAGGAGAGGCUUGCAAGGAUCUGGUGGCUGGAGAAAACCAAAAGUUCGGGGGGGGGGGGGACUGGAUAUGAGGUGCCCAUUUUUUCUCUUGAUGUGCCCAGCCCUUAGCUUGUUACAGCCCCCUUUGUGGGCACCUCUCUUCUCUUGGACGUCCAUUGAAAACAUUCCUGGCCCACAGAGGAGACAACGCUGCUCCUGUGGGACAGCCUUCUCACUGGCUAAUUUAACUUUGGGUUCCUACGGCUGUGAUAUUGUGGUCCAAGGACCCUUUUAAUAGAUGGUGCUCGUCCCAAAUUAUUUUUGUAAACACAAUCACUAUUUUUUUUUUUUAACACAAAAUGUUUGUUGAGAGCUUCAAGGAUUUCCAUGUCUUUUACCCAAAUAUCCAUCCUACGCCUCAAUAUUGAAUUUGUCCGUGCUGAGUUACUCGAAGCAGCAAACUGGACUCUCUUCUCGUAGGUAGUUUUCAGAGAAAGUAACCUUUCUUGAAAGGUAUACAGGUAGUCCUUGAUUUACAACCAUUCGUUUAUAGGGACCGUUUUGAUGUUUCCCAGCUGGCUUCUGACAAGCAAAGCCAAGAUUCGCUCAACAACCCCGUAGCUCCCUUAAUGACCGUGGUGGUUUGCUUAAACGCCAAAAAAAGAUUGUAAAACCGGGCAUUUAAUAACUGCCUUGUUCAGCAAGGAAAAGUCUGAUCCCCUACUCUGGUUGUAAACCAAGGACUACCUGUAGAUCGAAGUGGCCAUCUGACUCCACCCUACAAUCUGCUAGUUCAGACAAAGGUUCGGUGCUUUUCUUCGGUUUGCAUCCACGUUAAUCCACAUGAGACAUUGCAAAAAAAAAAAAACCCUUUUCCUUGCCUCUGACGCAGAGAAUGAGCGCAUCAUAGGUAGCUUAUUUUAACCAGCAUUUUAACUCCCAGGAACAGCCACUGCUGACUUUAGAAUAACCUUAUUUAGCCAUCGAUUUUAAUACUUUUAACUGCUGGAAAGCGAAAAGCAAGUCGCUUUGAUUCAUCCUCAAAACGGGCCUUUUGUCGACUUGGGCAUUGUUCUCAGCCCGAGAUGUGGCACAGGAGCUCCCCGGGCAGGUUCAAAGAUAAGGGUGAUGAAACUGCAAUUCUUGUUCUUGUACCAAGGCCUUUCCUUCAAUAAACAGGAAGUUACUGCUUA